GUGCCUGAUUAAUUAAGAAGCUCUAUUUGCAAGCACAAUCAAUAUGGCUGCGCUAAUGAAAACAAGAGGUCUGCGAAUGUCCGCACAGAAGCAAGAAACGCUUUUAAAAUUAACUGUGUUAUCCCUUGCAGCAAUUUUAUCAUUUGCAACAAGAUUAUUCUCUGUCUUAAGAUUUGAAAGUGUUAUUCAUGAAUUUGAUCCAUAUUUUAACUACCGCACAACAAAGUAUUUAGCCGAAAAUGGAUUUUAUAGUUUUCAUAAUUGGUUCGAUGAUCGUGUUUGGUAUCCUCUCGGUAGAAUAAUUGGGGGAACAAUAUAUCCAGGCUUAAUGAUAACAUCAGCAGCACUAUAUCGUCUUUCAUGGUUAUUAAAUAUUACCUUAGAUAUACGUACUAUUUGUGUCUUCCUUGCUCCAUUAUUCUCUAGUUUAACAACAAUUAUAACAUACUUGCUCACUAAAGAGCUGAAGGAUUCUGCAUCAGGAUUGUUUGCUGCAGCUAUGAUAGCAAUCGUUCCUGGUUAUAUAUCACGAUCUGUGGCAGGUUCUUAUGAUAACGAGGGCAUAGCUAUUUUUUGUAUGCUGUUUACAUAUUACAUGUGGAUAAAAGCAGUUAAAACAGGAGCAAUUUGUUGGGCGGCUUGCGCAGCUCUUGCAUAUUUUUACAUGGUGUCCUCUUGGGGUGGCUAUGUAUUCUUAAUCAAUCUAAUUCCUCUGCAUGUGUUGACCUUAAUGGUGACUGGUAGAUUUUCGCACAGGAUAUACACUGCCUACAGCAUUCUGUACUGUUUAGGAACAAUAUUAUCCAUGCAAAUAUCGUUUGUUGGUUUCCAGCCUGUUCAAAGCUCCGAACAUAUGCUUGCAUUAGGAGUUUUUGGACUUUGUCAGGUUCAUGCACUAGUUGAUUAUUUGCGUAGCAAAAUGUCACAAGAUGACUUUGAAGUACUAUUUCGUGGUCUUGUCAUCUUCAUAGUUACCAUUUCAAUGGUUUUGGGGAUUAUUUUAACCAUUACAGGCAAAAUAUCUCCAUGGACAGGACGUUUUUACUCUCUGCUGGAUCCAUCUUACGCAAAGAAUCACAUACCAAUAAUUGCUUCUGUUUCUGAACAUCAGCCAACAUCGUGGAGUUCUUUUUACUUUGAUCUCCAGAUUUUGGUAUUUCUAUUUCCGUCCGGAUUGUACUUCUGUUUCUCGAAGUUGACCGAUUCCAACAUUUUCCUUAUUUUAUACGGAGUCACGAGUUUAUACUUCGCCGGUGUGAUGGUUCGUUUGAUGUUAGUUCUUGCACCCGUAAUGUGUAUUUUGGGUGGAAUUGGGGCCUCUUCUUUGCUUGUUACUUACAUGAAACAGUUGGAUACCACAAAAAUCACCGAUAAGAAGUCUAAAAAGUUCGAAAGCAAUUACAUACUCAGAAGCGAGAUUGCAACACUUUUUAUAACAGUAAUGUGUAUUCUCUUCUUUUCGUACACCAUUCACUGCACGUGGGUAACAGCAGAAGCCUACAGUUCACCUAGUAUUGUAUUGUCAGCACGUUCUCCGGACGGUGGACGAAUGAUUUUCGAUGAUUUCAGAGAAGCAUAUUAUUGGCUUCGUAUGAACACACCUGAAAAUGCCAAGGUAAUGUCUUGGUGGGAUUACGGAUACCAAAUCACGGCAAUGGCAAAUCGUACAAUUUUAGUAGACAAUAAUACAUGGAAUAAUACUCACAUAUCACGGGUCGGUCAAGCGAUGGCAAGUUCUGAGGAGAAAGCUUAUGAAAUAAUGAGAGAACUAGACGUUAAUUACGUUCUUGUAAUUUUCGGAGGACUCACGGGAUAUUCAUCAGAUGAUAUAAACAAGUUCCUAUGGAUGGUGCGCAUUGGUGGAAGCACCGAAAAAGGCAAAUCUAUAACGGAAUGGGAUUAUUACAACUCCGCAGGGGAAUUUAGAGUUGACAAAGAAGGUUCUCCAAUUUUGCUCAAUUGUCUUAUGUACAAAAUGUGUUACUACAGAUUCGGUCAAGUUUAUACCGAAGGAGGCAAACCCUCGGGAUACGAUAGAGUUCGAAAUAUGGAAAUUGGUAACAAAGAUUUUGAGCUGGAUAUGUUAGAGGAAGCUUACACGACGGAACAUUGGCUUGUGCGAAUUUACAAAGUGAAAGACUUGAGGAACCGAGGAAAUUAAAGCUUAUGGACUAGUAUGCGGGAGGUAGACAUUACUUUGUAAACUGUGUCAUAAUCUUGCUCGCUUAUAAGUUUUAUAAUUCUUUAUGAGAUACGAACGUGGCACUAAAUACAGAGUUACAUAUUUCCAUGAACGUCAAUAUGAUUGAAAAUCUUGACAAAAGACAUAUUCAGACCUCGUCAGAAAUAUUAAUUUAGCGAACGUAAGUAUCGGUUUAUGUUGUAAUUGUGUUGGAAAGGCAUUCCAAGCUCAGUUCUCAGAGAAGCGCACGUUUUAUACGAAAUUAAUUGUACCCAUCAUCAUAGUUGCUUCCUAUGCGAAUAUGUAUACACGAGUAUUUUUCUCAGUUAUAAAAUGUAUAAACACUAACCUUUCUUCUCUUUCACGUUCGGACUUUCUGAUAUAAAGAAUCGAACUGUAAGAUAAUAAUACUUUAGGUAGGAAACAAAUUUGCACUAAAGAGGAUUAGUUAAUUUUUGUAACCAGAACUCUAUGCUGUAAACUCGAUGCCUGCCGUGCAAUUGAACAGCAUUAUAAGGCAUAAAAGAAAAUAUACCAAUUGUCUUCGGAAUAUUGGUGGUGCAUGCAUUUAACAUAUAUACAUAAAUAUAUUAACUAUCAUAUGUACCAUCUCACCAUCCAUACGUUUUACAAAUGCAUGAUUCUACCAUGCAUUGCUCAGAAGCGUAAUUAAUAUCAGCCUUCAUUUUCUGAAUGUGUAUGGACAUGUGUGAUUCCUGAUGAACGUGAAGAUAAAUGCAUUCGUUUUUAUACAUACAUUUUAUUCGAUACAUUUAACAGAUUGUAAAACACUUAAUUCUUAAGAAUUAAGAAACAAUUGAACAAUAAAUGUUUUUUUUUUCCAGAAA
Dufourea novaeangliae is the source of this 3030-nucleotide messenger RNA. It is a transcript of the gene Stt3A, whose product is annotated as dolichyl-diphosphooligosaccharide--protein glycosyltransferase subunit STT3A. The record is from RefSeq and is a predicted model, not a curated record. The transcript is spliced from 11 exons. Gene Ontology annotation, cellular component: membrane. Lineage: Eukaryota; Metazoa; Arthropoda; Insecta; Hymenoptera; Halictidae. Gene Ontology annotation, biological process: post-translational protein modification. Gene Ontology annotation, molecular function: dolichyl-diphosphooligosaccharide-protein glycotransferase activity. Bases 44 to 2161 code for a protein of 705 amino acids.